AUGUCUGUGAUGCCCAGUAACUUUUCCAUGAAUGGGACUAGUCCGGGGAUGGAAAGCCCCAUUAAGGACGCGACUCCCAACCGACCAAGACCGUUAACGGUCUUCUUCCUCUGCUUAACAUUUGCGAUGACUAUCACAGCGCUGGUGGGAAGCAUUUAUUCCUUAGCUUCCCUGCUGAAAAUGCCAAACAAGACGGUGCUCUCCAUGAUGGUGGCCUCUUGGUCCGUGGACGACCUGAUCAGUGUCCUGCCCAUGACCAUCUUCCUGUUUCUGCAGUGGCCAAAAGACAGUCCCAGGGACUCCCAGCCCCUGUGCGCCACGUCCGCCUUUCUCUACCUCUUCCAGGGCAUCUCUAGCAACCUCAAGGCUUCAGUUAUAGUUUCCUACAACUUUUACACGCUACACAGAAGUGUGGGGAGCCCUGGCGCGGCCGGCCAGCCCCGCGCUCUUCUCGGCACUCUGCUCGCCAUCUGGGUGGCCAGCCUGCUCCUGUGCACUCUCCCCCUCUGGGGCUGGGGUGCCUUCGUUCGCACGCCUUGGGGGUGUCUAGCAGACCGGAACAGCUCCCUGCUGCUGUUUGUAGUCUACUCGCUCAGCUUCUGCGUUCUGGCCGGAUUCUCCGUCCCGCUCACUUACCAGCUGCUGUGCUCUGACCAGCUGCCGAGAUUUCGAGUCAAUUACCAGGAAAUCUCCCGCGGAGGAGGUUUCACGCCGUGCACCCCUCCGUCCCGGGGCGGCGCCCUCCUCAGCACCCCGGAGGAUCCCCAGGCCUCCACAGUGCAAUACCACAGGGGAGCAGGACGUACCUUGAGCUCAGAGGCUGCCUUUGGCCUGGGUCUACCGGCAGGGCAGGGGCCCAGGACAGGGACCGAGGCAGGGGCCAGAGGCUGCAGGCGGCCUGAGCGCGAGCAGGGGGGCGUCCAGCGCGGCAGCCGAAGCUUCACCGUGAGCAUAGCCCAGAAGCGAUUUUCCCUGAUUCUGGCGCUGACCAAGGUCGUCCUUUGGCUUCCAAUGAUGAUCCACAUGGUGGCCCGGAGCACCCCGGAGUUCCAGAGCCUCUCCUUCGAGCUCUUCAGCUUUCUGUUGACUUCCCUGGCGGCCACCGUGACCCCAGUGUUCGUCUUGUCUGAACGCUGGACCCACCUGCCCUGUGGCUGUAUCAUUAACUGCCCGCAGAACUCCUAUGCGGUGGCUUCGGAGGAGACCAAAACUAAAAGGAAAGGCUUUGAAUUCAACUUAUCAUUCCAACACAGUUAUGGCAUUUAUAAGAUAGCCCGUGACAAUCAAUAUGAUGAAGAUGAUGAUGAAAACUCCAUAGCAUAUCAUAACUUGAUGGAUUAUGAAUGUGGACCCCUAAGAGAAACACAGAAAGAUUCCAGUAGCUUCCUCCAUGCUAUAAAAGUAGAAUUCAGCACCACACCUUCUCAGGACAGCUCCAUGCUUCCAGAUAUCAGCAAAAGCACAAACACAGUUAGCACUGAAACAAAUCAGGACUUUGACAGAGACAAGGGCAUUGAUCAGGUGCUGACUGACAAGACAACAGUAUUUGUAACAGAAGAUACCAGAAACUUUGAAAAAUCUACCUUUUUGGAAGGGCCAGAAAGAAGGCUUUCACAUGAGGAGAGUCACAAACCAGAACUUUCAGACUGGGAAUGGUGCAGAAGCAAAUCUGAAAGAACUCCUCGUCAGAAAUCUGGCGGUGCUCUCGCUAUUCCUUUGUGUGCAUUUCAAGGGACUGUAUCUCUUCAUGCCCCCACAGGGAAGACCUUGUCUCUCUCCACCUACGAGGUGAGCGCAGAAGGGCAAAAAAUAACCCCGGCAGCCAAGAAAAUCGAAGUCUAUCGAUCCAAGAGCGUGGGCCACGAGCCAAACCCCGAGGAUUCGCCCACCACUUUCCCGGACACCAGUGUCAAGAUCCACUUGGAAGUGUUGGAAAUCUGUGACAAUGAAGAAGCAAUGGACACUGUGUCCAUCAUCAGCAACAUCAGCCAGUCCUCCACCCAAGUCAGGUCUCCAUCUCUACGCUAUUCCCGGAAAGAAAAUCGUUUCGUUUCCUGUGAUUUGGGGGAGACCGCCUCUUACUCCCUCUUCAUUCCCACAAACAAUCCUGACAGCGACAUCAAUAUAUCCAUUCCGGACACCGUGGAGGCACACAGGAAGAACAGUCAGAAGCAGCAUCUGGAAAGAGAUGGCUAUCAGGAAGAAAUUCAGCUGCUAAAUAAAGCUUACAGGAAAAGGGAAGAAGAAGGCAAGGGAAGCUAA
Molecule: messenger RNA, 2262 nt
Organism: Gracilinanus agilis (Agile Gracile Mouse Opossum)
Lineage: Eukaryota; Metazoa; Chordata; Mammalia; Didelphimorphia; Didelphidae
Gene: GPR149
Product: G protein-coupled receptor 149
Exons: 4
Coding region: 1-2262 (753 amino acids)
Biological process (GO): neuropeptide signaling pathway
Cellular component (GO): neuron projection
Molecular function (GO): neuropeptide binding; G protein-coupled receptor activity
Source: RefSeq, a predicted model, not a curated record